This is a messenger RNA of Lathyrus oleraceus (garden pea), 1254 nucleotides long. RefSeq lists its product as uncharacterized. The record is from RefSeq and is a predicted model, not a curated record. Bases 1 to 1254 code for a protein of 417 amino acids. Lineage: Eukaryota; Viridiplantae; Streptophyta; Magnoliopsida; Fabales; Fabaceae. Gene Ontology annotation, biological process: proteolysis. The transcript has 2 exons. Gene Ontology annotation, molecular function: aspartic-type endopeptidase activity.
AUGGAGCAUGACCAUGACAAGUGCCGCAUCUGCUCGGUGAAUCGCUUGGGGUGCAAUCAGGUACGAAGAGAGCUGCAAGAGCUGUUAGACGAAGGUACCAUUGAGAUUCUCCAGAAUCGCAAUGUUGAUAAAGACGAACUUGAGAUCAAUGUUAUAUCUCCAGUGUUCAAAUUGCCAGAGCCUGUUGUUAUUCGCUACGAUAGCAACAAGCCGAAGACUUCUCCUUCCCUUGUGAUUAAACCUACCGGCCCAGUGCCGUAUUCCUCUGAUAAAGCUGUGCCGUUCAGGUACAACCCAGUUGCUGUGCAAGAUGGGGUAGAAGUGCCUCUGCCUUCAACUGCUGUGACCAACAUUGCCGAUUUUAACUUGGCUUCACCAAUUCUACUGAAAGGAACCACCACCACUGUUACCGACAAAGGCAAACGGGUGAUCCCAACUGAUGAAGACACUGGAUUUUUGAGGAUUAUCAAGAAGAGUGAUUACAAUAUUAUUGAUCAGCUGCAUCAAACUCAUUCAAAGAUAUCCAUUUUGUCUCUUCUCAUGAGUUCUUCGACUCAUAGGAGUGCCUUGCAUAAAUUGUUAGCUCAGGCUCAUGUCACUCACGACAUUACUAUUGAUCAAUUUGAUGGGGUCAUUGCCAACAUUACAGCAUGCAACCAUCUCAGCUUCAGUAGAGAAGAUUUGACAAAGGAUGGCCAAGACCAUAACCGUGCUUUGCACAUAUCUGUAAAAUGCCAAGAAGAUACCCUAUCAAGAGUCCUUGUGGACACUGGCUCCUCUAUGAAUGUCUUACCUAAGAGGAUGCUCGCUAAGUUGGCAUAUCAAGGGGUUGAGAUGAGGCCAAGUGCAUUAAUUGUCAAGGCAUUUGAUGGAUCGAGGAGGACCGUCAUAGUUGAAGUGGAUCUGUCAUUCUUAAUUGGUCCACAUGUGUUUGAAAUUACUUUUCAGGUUAUGGACAUCAAUCCAAAUUAUAGUUGUUUGCUUGGAAGGCCGUGGAUUCAUGCCACUAGGGUCGUGACAUCCACCUUGCACCAAAAAAUGAAAUUCGUUAUUGAUGAUAAAUUGGUGAUUGUGUCCGAUGAGGAAGAUCUUAUGGUAAGCCACCUCUCUUCAUUCAGUUACAUUGAGGCUGAUGAGGAUGCUUUGGAAACUUCUUUCCAAUCUCUUGAAAUAGCCAACGAUGUCUUUAUGGAAGUCAAAGAACCAAAGGGGAAGGGUAUUACAUCUUUUGCAUCAUGGAAGAAAGCAAGAUAA